UAUUCUGUCGUUGUAUGUAUCACAAAACCAGUUAUCAAAAACUCGAAAGCUGAAGUACAAGACAUCAAGAAGUCAAAGCAAAACAACCAGAAAUGGCGACUGCCACCCUCACCGAACUCAAUCUCAAUGGAAAUUCCGACCCAGAACCUGAACUGAAACCGGAAUCAACCACAGGUUGCUGUAACAAGAAGAACCAAAACAACACUGCUGUGAAGUCUUGCUCUGGGAUUUGUGUUCCAAACAAGAACGAGGUAUGCUGCAACGAUUCCCGGGAUACCUCCAGAAACCAGCCUUGCUGCUCUCCCAGCCAAGUCGAGGAUGGAACUUGUGUUCACGAUGGCAAUGCUGCCAACGUCAACGAGGAGCCCAAGAUUAGUUUCUUUGCCAAGUACCUUACCAUUUGGAUCGCCCUGGCCAUGAUCUUGGGCACCUUGCUGGGAUCCUUGGUACCAUCUAUUCCAAAGGCAUUGGAAAAGGCCACGGUGAAACAAAUCUGGAUUCCGGGAGCCAUCUUUGUGUGGCUUAUGGUGUACCCCAUGAUGCUGGGAGUUCGUUGGGGCAAGAUCCGUCAAGUGCAUUCCAGCCCCGGCGGUCUCUGCCUUACCACGUUCAUCAAUUGGGCCGUGCAGCCCUUCCUCAUGUACGGGCUCGCCGUUCUGUUCUUUGAGUAUGCCUAUGCAGGCCUGUUGGAUCCGCAGACGCAAUCGGAUUACAUCGCCGGAGCCGUCAUUCUGGGUGGCUCGCCCUGUACGGCCAUGGUCUUUGUCUGGUCCAGUCUCGCCCAUGGAGAUCCCAACUACACACUUGCUCAAGUCGUCCUGAACGAUUUCAUUCUCCUCUUUCUAUACGUGCCCACCACGCGCCUUCUCCUGGGUCUUUCCGAUAUUACCUUGCCCUGGGGGACCGUGUUUUUGUCGGUUGGUCUCUUUGUGGUGGUUCCCUUCCUCUUGGGGAUGUUCACGCAUCUGGUGGUCUUGCGCAAGGAAAACGGAGAAGACAUGCUGACUCGCAUCCAGACUCUCUUUCAGCCCAUCUCCGAAGUCUCUUUGGUUCUAUUGGUGGUGUUCAUCUUUAUUUCGCAAGCCCAAGUCAUCACCGACAACCCUGGGGAUGUAUUCUUGGUCAUGGUCCCCCUGAUCCUUCAAACCAGUAUCGUGUUUCUACUCACGUAUGGUGCAGCCUACUUGUUUUGCCUGGAGCACAAUAUUGCUGGACCGGCCGCCUUCAUUGGCUCGUCCAACUUUUUUGAAUUGGCCGUGGCCUUGGCCAUCACCGUCUACGGUCCCGAUUCGGGAGCCGUCUUGGUGACCGUGGUGGGAGUUUUGGUGGAAGUCCCUGUAAUGCUGAUGGAGGUUUUCAUUGUAAACAGGACCAAAGACAAAUACGAGUGUCGUUUGGUGGAUGAAAACUGCAAGUGUAAGAAAGCGUGAGCACCACUGCAAGGUUCAAUCAUUCAUUGAAACAAAAGAUUGAUGUGACAAAAUGGACUACGGUAGCUAGAGAGAACAAGGAAAUCAUACCGUAGUAGCAAAGAGAGUGGACGAACUUAGUUGAUGCAGACCUAGUAGUCUAGUCUUCCGCAGAAUGGUCCAUGUGAAGACCAUGAAGUUGGUCCAGUCCAAGUGUAUCCAGGUGCCUGGGGUGGGUACAGAACUUGCUGGAAGGGAGCAGGUCAUGGCAGAGGAAGUAGAGUGGUCAGAGUGGUGCCUGGUGUGGCCUCAUGUAUUGUAGAGGUAGGUCAGGAGUGGGGCAAGCCAAGGAUUGGUUCAGCCAUGUCACUGCUGUAAUAUGGAGUGUAAAUGAUCUCUUGGCGAAGAUCCAGCUUCAUGUAACUGUGUUGGGUAUUGUAAAAGAGAUGUUUCGCCCCAGGAAAGUUUAU
Messenger RNA from Seminavis robusta, 1879 nucleotides. The record is from the annotation of a GenBank genome assembly. Lineage: Eukaryota; Bacillariophyta; Bacillariophyceae; Naviculales; Naviculaceae.